AUGCGGGCGGACGAUCAGCCUUUGCUGAGGCCGCACGGGCCGAGCCUGUCGCGGCAACUGGUGAACGUGAGACGCCGGCUGCGCGACUUUCUCGCCCAGCAGGCGAAGAAGGGCAAGGACGUGCCCAUGUUGCGGACCUCGCGCGGCACGCACCCCACCAUUCGCUGGACGAUCCGGUUCGGCCAGUGGCUGGCGACGACGCGCGUCCUGCCGUCGAGGGCAAGCCGCUGGCACUUUCCCGUCGAGAGUGUCGCGCGGCGGGACAAGGCGAUGGUGCGCACCGGACGCGGCGAGAAGUCGGUGGAGGUCGCCCUCAAACACAUGAAGAACCACCUCUUGUUCCGGGCCACGGACGGCCACGACGUCUCCCUCCACUGGAAGCGGUUCGGGCGCAAGGGUGCGCCGACGCGCGUCCUCUUCAUCAUGGGGCUCGCCGCCUCGCACAACGCGUGGCAGGCGCAGGUGGAGCGGCUCGUGGCGCAGGGCGGCUGCGACGUCGUGGUCUUUGACAACCGCGGCACGGGCGCGUCGUCGACGCCGCCGGGUGGGUACACGACCGACGCGAUGGCGUCCGACGCGGCGCGGCUGAUGGACCAUGUCCAGUGGCGCGACGCGCACAUCGUCGGCUUCUCGAUGGGCGGCAUGAUUGCGAUGAAGCUGGCCGCGCUGCACGCGCCGCGCGUGCGCUCGCUCUGCCUGAUCUCGACGCACCUCGGAGGCUUCUUCUUCCGGCUGCCCGGCCCGAAGGGCCUCUCCAACCUCCUCCAGAUCCUCGCGGCGCCCCUCGCGAUGGCGCGGCUGCUCGGCGCCGAAUUGCACAUGCUCGACGCCAACCACAUGAGCGUGGUAGAGGCCAGCGAGCAGGUCAACGCGUUGGUGCUCCGCCACUUGCGCCGCUCGCAAAAGGCGUGGGCCGGCCGCCAGUCGCGCUGGCGCGCGGUGUGGAGCUCGGCCUGGUGGGGAGGCGGGGAGCGUGCCGGGGUGCCCGCCUGA
This is a messenger RNA of Emiliania huxleyi CCMP1516, 993 nucleotides long. RefSeq lists its product as hypothetical. The transcript is spliced from 3 exons. NCBI's taxonomy places the organism in Eukaryota, Haptophyta, Isochrysidales, Noelaerhabdaceae. The record is from RefSeq and is a predicted model, not a curated record. The coding region runs from base 1 to 993 and encodes 330 amino acids.